Messenger RNA from Pezoporus flaviventris, 3073 nucleotides. It is a transcript of the gene FDX1, whose product is annotated as ferredoxin 1. Gene Ontology annotation, molecular function: 2 iron, 2 sulfur cluster binding. The record is from RefSeq and is a predicted model, not a curated record. Gene Ontology annotation, biological process: P450-containing electron transport chain; positive regulation of oxidoreductase activity. Gene Ontology annotation, cellular component: mitochondrion. NCBI's taxonomy places the organism in Eukaryota, Metazoa, Chordata, Aves, Psittaciformes, Psittacidae. Bases 122 to 580 code for a protein of 152 amino acids. The transcript is spliced from 4 exons.
UGCUCUACGUAGACGGCUGCGAGAAUUGCCGCAGGUUGCGCCAGAGGCGUACGCAGUAGGACUUUGUCCCCGCCUCUCCCCCGGUGCCGGCACGGAAGCUCCGCGGUCCUGUCCCGCCGCCAUGGCCUCCCCGGGGCCGGUACGGCUCCUUCGGGCCGCCGCCGCCUCCUCCCGCCGCUGGCUUUUCUCCGCCUCGCCGGCAGCCGGGACAUGGCCAGGCUGCGGCAGCGCCGCCGCUGCCGUGAGGGCAGUCCGGCCGUUCGGCCUCUCUGCCCGGGCGGUGCUCAGCUCAGAAGAUAAAAUCACUGUUCAUUUCAUAAAUCGUGAUGGUGACAAACUAACAGCCAAAGGAAAACCGGGGGAUUCACUGCUGGAUGUUGUUGUUAAUAAUAAUCUAGACAUAGAUGGGUUUGGUGCAUGUGAAGGAACGCUAGCCUGCUCAACUUGUCAUUUAAUCUUUGAAGACCACAUAUUUGAGAAACUAGAUGCAAUUACUGAUGAAGAGAUGGACAUGCUGGACCUGGCAUAUGGCCUCACAGAAACAAUCACAGAAGGGUUGAGGUUGGAGGGGACCUCUUGAGGUCAUCUGGGUCAACCCCCUGCUCAAGCAGGGCCACCUAGAGCCGAUAUCCAGGACCAUGUCCAGACAGCUUUUGAAUAUCUCCAAGGAUGGAGACUCCACAGCCUCUCUGGUAUUUAUGUGCAUUGAUAAGAUCCUUUCACCAAGCCGUCUCCAGGAUAAAUGGUGUCACACGUGGCAGUGUCACCACUUGUCAUACUUUGGCUCAUAUCAGAGUACUCUUGGUGCAUACAAGCCAGAUUCCCUAUUGGGUAAAACUAAAGCGUUCUCUUAACUGCUAAUGCAGUGUUGCACAUUGGACUAGUGAUAGUCUAAAGUAAGCCUCUGUUCUGUAUCUCCCACCAUCAUAUGCGUUGUAAUUACGGUGUCAAAUCCUCAUCUAUUCUUAGUGCUCUCCACUACUUGUACAUGUAGUUUGUAUUGUAGAACAUACCUACAUGAAGAGUAAGUAGCUAUGCCUUACAAGGUUUCAUAAGCCUUUCCCUUCAUGUUUCAAUGCAAUUGCUUAUCAAAGUAUUUUAGAAUUUUCCCAUGAUGUCAGAGGGCCUUAUACCUGGCCUGUAUAGCAUAGUUUGUUUUUUUUAUGUCCCUGCAAAGUAGUACUCUGAAUUAACUUGUUUAUCUCCUUAUACCAGUAAUGGAAUCCUGUAUCAAUUGUUUCUACACAACAGUAUGUUUAUUCUCACUUCAGCCAAAUAUUAACUUUUCUGGGAGGUUGUAAAGGCAAAGAAGUUAAGCCAUGAGAAACUUGUUUCAGCUUCUUUUGUUUUCUCCUUUUUUCUGUCUCCCAAAAAAAAAAACAUUUUCAAUUUUGAAAAUAAUGGUCUAUUAAGUGUGAAUUUAUGUCACUCUUACCAUCUACCAUAAUUCUUCUCAGAGUCACUUUCAGAUUCUGCACCAAACUGAUUCCUAAAUAACUCUGGAGGCCAGCAAUCUAAUGAAAAACUUUUUUAUUUGGCUAUCUUUUAAUUAAAUAUUUAAAUCAAGGAAUUUUUACUGAAGAACUGAAACAGUAGAAAGAGCUGUUUAAAUACUUUUUCUCUCAAAGUUCUUCAGACGACAUUAAGUUUUUAGACCUUUUGAAGACACUUGUUACUUCCAUCAGGUUUUCCUAACAACACAUGUUCUUCCUAUGGCCAGGGUUCUUUCAUAUGUGUGAAAAGCCUUGGAAGACGGAGCUUUAAGUGACUGAUACUUGCUAUAGGUUACCUGGUCUCCUGCGCUGAUAUGAACGUGUGUAAUGGAGAUGCACUACUAUGCUCUGUCAUAAAUGAUAGAAGUUUAUUCUUGUCAGUGACUGUAUUUGGGGAAGUUUCAGCUAGCAGCUGCCAUGGAAGCUCAUGGUUUUUAAAACAAGGGACUAAAUAAAAAGGUUAAAAGGAAAUGGUUUUGAGUAACUGCAGAACAGUAAAGAUAUUAAGAGUGAGGGGGUGCAAACCCUAUUAUGUUAAAUGUUUCAAAAGAAUACUGAACUAAAAAAUGAGAAACAGCUUGCUAAAUAGUAGAAAAUCAGUUUUGUUUUUAACCUGUCAGAAGCAGGAAGUUUGUCUACAUGAAGAGCCAAUGGGUGAUGCAGAAUUGCACUUAAAAUAUAAAAAGAUGAUGAUGUAAAAGCAGUUUCUUUGGCAUUGCUGUCUCUAGAGAUGUUACAGGAUAUCUAUGCACUGGAAGAUUUCUUUGGAGAGGGCUUCCUGGAGUAUUGCAGCAAAUACGAGUAAAUACAGUAAAAUGAGUAAUGACAAAUGGUAAUGAGUAGGUAGCAUUCACCCAGGAGUUCUGCAGAAGUUCAUGAUGACAUUUCUGAACUUUUGUCUGAAAGGCUUAAUUAGGUGGUUUAAAACUGCUCCCACAUCAAAGUAAUGGAAGGUAGCAACCCAACUUUUAAAAUGAGAUCAUCAGAACUGGAGAACAGUGAGUCUGAUUCCAUACUGGACAUGUUAAUCAUGGGCGUAUGAACUGUUGCUUCUUUAUGAUUUCUAGCACAUAAUUAUAAGGAAAGAAUUCAAAAAAGCUUUUGUAGACGGAUGUAAUGGAUAUGGGAGUUCAGAUGAGUCACUGAGUAUGAAAAAAUAAAAUCUUACGGUUCAUGUAGUUUACUUAGGUUCAGAAAUUCUUUACUAAGGUUGAAUUGAAAUGGGUAAGAGCAAAGGCCCUGUAAAGGAGAAGUAAUUGAUUAAUAAACAGUUGUCUUUUAACAAGGUAAGAAUAUGUGAUCUAAAAAUGAUUGGUACUAGGUUUUAUGUAGUGAGUGUUUUUGUGAGACUUGGGAAGAGAGAAUGAAGAAUAAAGUUUGUGUAUAGUGCUAUGUUACUCAGUGUGGUAAAAUCAGAAACUGUCAGUGAUCCAUACACAAGGAUCUUGUGCUGUUGAGUGACAGGAAACAAAGUUUGGUGUUAAAAGCUGCAGAUAAACGCACAUGGAGAGGUGGGUAGAACAAUGGUAACCAUGUGGACUUGAAAUACGCUGCCAGCUAGCUAGCAUCUUACAGGAAUG